Messenger RNA from Cucurbita maxima (winter squash), 1417 nucleotides. Its product is annotated as protein CUP-SHAPED COTYLEDON 3. The transcript is spliced from 4 exons. The record is from RefSeq and is a predicted model, not a curated record. Gene Ontology annotation, molecular function: DNA binding. The coding region runs from base 30 to 1166 and encodes 378 amino acids. Gene Ontology annotation, biological process: regulation of DNA-templated transcription. Lineage: Eukaryota; Viridiplantae; Streptophyta; Magnoliopsida; Cucurbitales; Cucurbitaceae.
AAGCAAGAGUUUGAGACUCCAUCUUCUCCAUGCAAGUAUCGAGCGGUGAUAAUUUGGGGACGGAGAAGGACGGAAAAAGGUCGGAGGUGAUGAAGAAGAAUACUGUGGCGGAAUCAGAUCGUAAUCAUCAAGAUCAUGCACAAGAGCAAGAUCAAACGUUGCCUCCUGGGUUUAGAUUUCAUCCUUCUGAUGAAGAGUUGAUCACGUAUUAUCUUUUGAACAAGAUAUCAGAUGCUAAUUUUACAGGAAGAGCGGUUACUGAUGUUGAUCUCAACAAAUUUGAACCUUGGGAACUACCAGGGAAGGCUAAAAUGGGAGAAAAAGAAUGGUAUUUUUUCAGCCUUAGGGAUAGAAAAUACCCGACCGGAGUUAGAACAAAUAGAGCCACGAACACAGGCUACUGGAAAACCACGGGAAAGGACAAAGAAAUCUUCAAUACUGAUACUUCAGAGCUGGUCGGGAUGAAGAAGACGUUGGUGUUCUAUAAAGGAAGAGCUCCGAGAGGAGAGAAAACUAAUUGGGUUAUGCAUGAAUAUCGACUUCAUUCCAAAACCGCUUUUAGAACAGCUAAGGACGAAUGGGUGGUUUGCCGAGUAUUCCAAAAGAGUGCCGGACCCAAGAAGUAUCCUCCAAACCAAACAAGAGCAGUGAAUCCCUAUGUCAACCUUGAAAUUGCCCCUCCUCUUCUUCCACCACCCCUCAUGCAGCUCGGAGACCCUGCUGCUCAAUAUGGCUAUGGGCGUAACUACAUCACCGGCGCAGAUCUGGCCGAGCUCAACCGAGUCCUGAGAGCCGGAGGCGGCGGCAGUGGCAGCGGAGGAUCAACUCAUGGUAUCAACUUAUCGAUGCAACCCCAGUUUAACUAUCAACCUGCCGGAGGUUGCUUCACAAUAUCCGGGUUGAAUUUAAACCUUGGAGGAGCUUCAUCGCAACCAGUUUUGCGACCGAUGCCGCCCCCAGUCGCAGCACCGAUGAAAAUUGGCCAACAAGACAUCGGUUCGUCUGUCAUGGCAGCUACCAUGGCUAAUUCAUCUGUGAUUGCAAGCGCGAUCGGUCCUGAAACUGCAUAUGGGGCGGAGAUCAGCAACAAUGGCAAUGGACCUGGCAACAGAUUUAUGAACAUGGACCAUUGCAUGGACCUGGAGAAUUACUGGCAAAACUGGUAAAGACCGCCAAGCUAUGCAUACAUUUCUCAGUAAACACUGAAGAAGUUGUUGCAGUCAUAGAGAUAGUUCUCCCCUUUUCCCUUUGUUACGAGUUUUCACAAACCCGCCUUUCUUAGUCGAUGUGUAACUUUUAACUCCGAGAUUGGAGUCUCUAGUUGUUUCUGUAAGCAGUCGGAACGAGGAUGAACCGAACCAAAGUUUGUUCUUUUCAGGACUUCAUAAUCAAUAGCUGAAAGACCCCUUCAGCAGCA